UUGACUCCUCCCCAUCAGCGCUGUUGUUGACGUCCGCCAUGACCAGCACACUAACAUCGGUUUUGACGUUGAUGUGCUUCAGAGCUUGCUUGUUUCAGAGGACCCACUUGCCUUCGCUUUCGUGUACGAACGACAGCAGACGUCACGUCAUUUUCAACCAUACGGGAAAACCUGAUGGUGAUAUCAACGUCUUGUGACGUAUGCUUCUGGUUUGGGGGUGAAGUAUGCGAAGUAGCAUCGUCGCACUUCACCUGGAGUCCGUUGUUUUCCAUAAGUGUUCUUGCAAGAGAUAUAUUUAACGUCCCACAAUGAACAUCCAACUCCACAACCUUUCAGCAGCUGCCGGAAUUAACUCUUUCACUUCAGUACCAGGUCUUAUUAGAGCUGCGAGUGAGAGACACGCAGUCCUCUCGUUUCGCCGUUCGGAAUUCACUUCUGCCGCGUCCCGCGUUCGCCUCGCGACUGUCGCUCAACCUUUUCACUUUGGUUCCACCCGCGGCCUUCUCUGCCGUAGCAGGAUGAAGCUGAUGAAGGGCAAGCAUGUGGUCAUCACUGGCGGCUCGACUGGCAUUGGCUUCGCCUGUGCCAAACGGUUUCUGAGAGAGGGAGCCUCGGUUACCCUGAUGGCUCGCAAUGCAGCCAAGCUGGAAGAUGCAGCGCGAGAGCUUCAACAAUAUACAAGGGAGUCUGCUCAUAACGGCACUAACGGCUUCUUUCCUGCUCCUAGAAUUUUCACUCAGGCAGUGGAUGUUUCUGACGCCAAGGCGAUGCAGGCCGCCAUAGAAGCAGCAGCAUCUGCGUGCCCCAUAGAUGUGCUGCUGUGCAACGCUGGAGUGGUGCGCACAGGCCAUGUGGAGGACAUCUCCCCCCAGCAGGCUCAGGAGCAGGUCAACACAAACCUGCUGGGAAGCAUCUACCCUGUGCAGGCUGCGGUGCCUCUUUUGAAGGAAAGGAUUGCACAAGGAGCAGAGCCAGGUGCCAUCGUCUUCAUGUGCUCCCUCUCAGCUUUGAGCUUCUGGUAUGGUGCGGCAGUUUACACUGCCACCAAGUACGGAGUUCGUGGCUUUGCAGAGGGUCUUCGUCUUGAGCUGCUCCCGUACAACAUAUCAGUCUCCAUUGUCUGUCCAGGGUUCACUGACACUCAUCUGCUUAAUGAUGCUGAAGCAUCUGGUCAGUACCUCACUAAGUUGAUGGAGGUGGCAUCGAUGUAUGACCGCAACAAGAUUGAGAACCCAGACACUGUGGCAGAGCACACACUGGCAGCUGUACGAUCGGGAGAAUUCCUGGUCACGACAUCAUCUGGCUUUCUUCCUUUCUCUCUUGCUUUGCUCUCCCGAGGGGUCUUCCCGUCCAAGUCAGUUCUGACUUGGCUUGCAGAGAGUCUUGCAAGCCCCUUCGUCAGGCUUUCGUCACUUCCGGUGGGAGCUGGGAUUGCGCAUGGGCUAAGGUCAAUUCAUAAGCAUCAGCGUACCAAAUUAGAGUAGUUAUAGGGUUGUGAUAUUGAAAGUAAAUGGUAAAAAAGUCGUCUACAUUAUUCGGACUUUCAUUCCUUACAGUUGCGGUAUCUGCCUCGAGUGUAGCCUCUGAUAUUUGUAUCGCGGUUGGCAGCAACAGCCUGGACGAAACUCUGGCGACGUCGCAAGGUCGUCCUGCCGGAGAUUUGACCAAUCAGAACCGCUGAAACGGACACCCUCGAAGUAUCAAGACCUACACGCUACCGCUCCCCAUUCCAGCGGCUACUGCUGUGUUCCAGGAGAUUCUUACCGAGAUAUGCCCCUGAUGAUGAGGCAGACUAGAAAUUAGUGUUGUGCGGACUCAUUCGUAUUAGCCUUCAGGAACACCCUGCACUUUGCCUGAAGGCGAAAACGACCAUCAGGCUCGACCUGCUUCUCGCCUAGCUUUGGAAUCUUUAGUGGCCGUCGGAGUCCAGCGGUAGAGCAUUUGUCGGCAUAGGAGAUUCUCGCCUGCCUUGACGUGGAAAGAUGAAGGUCAAGAAGAAAAAGGGAUCGGAUCCUCCUUUGAGGGUGAAGGAAGUCAUCGAUUCCAUUCUCUCCGUUCCGUUGCAAGACAUAACGAAGCCACUGUCGGAGUUCAAGUGGAGUUAUGACAAGGGCGACGUGCUGCACUGGGUAGACCUCCUGAACCACCUCGACGCCUUCCUCGAGACUGCCGUCAAGCCCCGCAAGGAUCUGCAGUUGGAGGGUCGGUUCGCGGGGGUGGACCCGGCGUUCCCCAGGGAUGCGGUGCUGCAGGUGCUGCGGGUGUCGCGCGUCAUCCUCGAGAACAGCGUCAACAAGCACCUCUACGCCUCCGUCGAGCAUGUGUGCACGCUUCUGGCCUCCACGGACCUGGACGUGCUUUCAGCCAGCCUGGAGCUGCUUUCAGUGUAUGGCAAGAAGCCCUUCCAGCCGGGCCGCAGCACACGCUGGCACGCGGACCCGGCCAUCACGGCGCGCCUCUUCGCGCUCGCACAGGCGUGGGGCGGCAAGGAGGAGGGGCUGGGCAUGCUGCCCUGCGCGCUGCAGGGGGGACUGGACGAGUCUGCGCUGGCACUCGGAGGCACGCUGCACUUUGAGUUUUACUCCGAGGGGGGGGGUGGUGUGGGGGGGUUGGGGGAAGAAGGGCAGGGACUGGGUGGGAGUGGCGGGGAGGAGGGGGUAGUGGGUGACGAGGGCAAGGCUGGUGGUGCAGCAGUAGCUGCUGGUGCGUCCGUUGGGGCGUCUGCUGCUGUGUCUGCUGCUCCGUCUGCUGCUGCGUCCACUGGCUUGUCCCCUGGGCUGAGAGUAAUCCACAUCCCAGGGGUGCGAGAACACGGCCAGCAGCAGGGAAUAUCAGAGCUCGACUUCCUCCAGGACCUAGUAGACCACUACUCCGUGCCCUCCGCCCUCCGCUUCUCCCUCCUCACCCGCCUCCGCUGCGCCUACUCCUUCCCCAUCCUCGCCUCGCGCCGCCGCUUCCUCUGCGUGCGCCUGCUGGCGUUCCGAGUCCUCCUCCUCGCCACGCCGGACCCCGACGAGCUCACCUCUCUCUUUGCGAACGAGCCCGAGUUCGUCCCUGAGCUUAUCUCCCUGCUUAAUGCAGAGACCCUGGUGCCGGAGGAUGUGAGGAUGUAUGCCUUGCUCGCCCUGGCUGCCAUGGCGCAGGAUCGGCCGCGCCAGUCCACGGUCCUCAGUGCCAUCAGCACCGGUGGCCACCGAGCCACCCUGCCGAGCCUGAUGCAGAGGACCGUGGCUCAGCUCGGGAAGCCUGGAGGCUGCUCGCCGAAAUUUGUUGACGCCCUAUUGGUCCUCAUUGCUGCUCUUGUAUCCUCUUCUUCUGGAUGUACUGCGCUUCGGGAGGCAGGCUUGGUGCCGACCCUGCUGCCUCUGGUUCGGGAUACCAGGCCUGAGCACAUGAGUCUGGUGACCUGGUCAGUGCAGAUCCUAGAGGCCUUCAUGGACUUCUCCAACCCUGCAGCGGCGCUUUUCAGGGAUCUGGAUGGGCUUGACAUGUGCGUGGAUAGACUCAGGCUCGAGGUGGCUCGAGUGGAGCCCACUCUCAUGCCGGCCCAGGGUUCAGGGUCUAGCAAAACCCCUGCUGGUCGGGUUGAGGGGGGUGGUGCGGGGACUGUUUUUGGGGCUGGGGAGGGUAGCAGUGGGUCGGCUGCUGCAGGAGCCACUCGCAUGGAGGAGGAUCGCAAGGGCAAGGCUCCUAUGGUGGAAGAUGAGGGCAGGGGAGGGGGAGCAGGCACAGGGGCUAGUGGUAGUGGUGCUGCAGCGGGGGCAUCUCCUGGUGAUGCUGCUGCUACUGGCAGUGGUGCUGCUGUGGCGCCGGCAGUGCUGACAUACAAGCAGCGCAGUCUAAUUAAAGCCCUCCUCCGCGUCAUCUCCCUAGUCAGUUUCGCCCCAGGCAGCACAGUCAGGCUGGCGUCGUCUUCUCCCGAGGAGGGGGGCGUGGGGCGGCUACCUGACUGCCUGGCGGCCAUAUUCAGGCACGCGAGGGAGUUUGGCGGAGGCGUGUUUGCGCUGGCGGCGUCGGUGAUGAGUGAGCAGGUGCACCACGAGCCAACGAGCUUUGCCGUGCUGGACGCUGCUGGCUUGCCCAAGACCUUCGUCGAUGCUGUGAAAGCUGGCGUGCUGCCCUCCUCCGAAGCCAUCUGCGCCAUCCCCAACGCGCUGCUCGCCUUCUGCCUCAGCUCGCGCGGCCUCCAGCUGGUCACCGACUCCCACGUGCUCGCCUGCCUGCCCGCGCUCUUCACCUCGCGCCAGUACUCCCGCGCCCUCGCGGGGGACACUGCCUCUGUGCUCGGCUCGGGGCUGGACGAGCUCAUGCGACACCAGGUCAGUCUACGGCAGCCGCUCAUGGCGGCGAUAGUUGGGGCGCUGAGGGAGGUUGGUAGGAUGGGGGGGUUGGAGGAGAGGAAGGGGAGGAGAGGUGGGGGAGGGGGAGGGGAGGGAGGGGACUCGUGGGAAGGGGAGAUGCAGGGUGGGGGGGUGUGUGGAGGGGAGGAGGGGGUGAGGGCGAAGGAGGAUGAUGCGGAUAGCGGGAGGGCGGUGGGGAGUGGAGGGGGAGGGGAGGAGGGGGCGGCAGGCGCAGGUCAAGGGACAGGGAUAGGUGUAUCAGGGGAAGGUGGGAGAGAAGGCGGGGAUGGUGAUGCGCCUGUGCCUAUGGAGACGGAUGGGGGGAACCAGGGGGCAGAAGCAGCAACAGCAGUAGCAGGAAGGCAGACUGUAGGGCAGAUAGAUGGGCAGGGAGAGGGGCAGGGAGAUGGUCUGCAGAAUACCGUUUCAGGUCAAGCGGGGGAGGCAGGAACCAGUUCUGGAGCAGCAGGAGUGGCUGCUGAGGGGACGGAAUCGGUGACACCUGGAGCAGAAGCAGUCAUGGCUGAGGCUGAACCGCCAGGGGCAGCAGCAGCAGAGGCAGGAGCAGCGGGGACAGAAGCAGCAGGAGCCGAAGCAGCAGGAGCGGGGGCAGCAGGUACUGGUACUGAUGCUGCUGCUGCCACUGCCACUGCCACUGCCACUGCCACUGCCACUGCCACUGGCACACCCACCACGCACAGCAGCAAGGAGAGCCUGACGCCAGCGGAGUUGGAGUUGUUCCUCCCGGACUGCAUCAGCAGCAUGGCUCGCCUGCUGGAGGCCGUGCUCUCCAACGAGACCAGCAGCCGCACCUUCCUCGACCUGCGUGGCCUCGACGCCCUCCUCGCCCUCUACACGCUGCCGCGCCUGCCACUGCUCUUCGGCACCUCCCCUGCCGCCCAGGGCAUUUCCAUGGCCAUGCGUGCCUUUGGGCCGAACCACGCAUCGGCUGUAUCUCGUGGGGUGGCGUCGGCGCUCAGGAAGCACGUCAAGUGUGCAGUUGCGUUUGUCACUACCUCUCUCUCCUCCUUCUCCUCCUCCACUGCACCUGCUGCGACAGAUGAUGUUGCAGGCGCUGCUGCUGCCGCCCCUGCUUCUGCCCCUGCAGCUGCAGCAGCAGCAGGGCCCUCAGGUGCAGGUUCGUCCGCAGUAACCGUCGGGCGGCGGCAGCUGUCCGAUCUGGACGUGGAGUCACGCGAGUCGCUCCUCCGCGCACUGGGAGUAGCGGAGAGUCUGCUCUCCCUCUCUGCAGUCUUAGUGCGCGCCACUGCGCUGUCUGUCCCUGACCUGGCAUCGUCCAGUGGAGAGGUGUUCCGAGACGUGGCUGUGCUCCAUAGGGAAGCCCUCUGGCAGCUCGCGGUUCUAGAGCACAAGGGACUGCCGCCCCCUGCUGCUGCUGGUGGUGAUGCGGCUGCUGCUGGUGGUGGUGAUGCUGCUGCAACUGCGGCUGCGGCUGGUGCUGCUGCAGAGGUUGUAGGGGGAGGAGCGGGAGGAGGAGCAGGGGGAGCAGGUGAGGGUGGGACGGCUGUGGGGGGAUCAGGGGAAAGGGGAGGUGCAGGACAAGACGCAGCUCCCACAGGAGCAGCUGCACCAGCAGCGACAGCCUCACCUGCAGCAGGUGCAGGUGCAGCAGGCGCAGAAGGGGCAAGCAUAGCACCAUCGGCAGGACCUUCAGGGGCAAGCGAAACUGGCACAGGAGCAGCAGCAGCAGGAGGAUCUGCAGCACAGGAGCUGUCAAGUGAGGCAGCGGACGAUCUCGAUCUGCUGAUGAUGGAGGGCGGCGCCAGGCCCAUGCGCAACGGCCCCAGCGCCAUCUGGCGCCCCGGCCCCGGAGAAAUAGGGUUUCUGCACCGCAACAGCACCAGGCAACUCUCCCGUGCUCCCCGCGUUGUGUCUGACGGCAUAGGCCCGGAUAACGGCCCAGAGGCAGGGGGCAGCAGUGCCGCUGAUGCUGCUGCUGGCGCCCCUGCUGGUGCUUCAGCUGCUGGGGUUGCUGCAGAUCCUGCAGUGAGGAAGAAGCCGGAUGUUGCGGUGCAAAAGGAGGUGCUGGGUCGGCUGGUGGUGGCCGUGCGGCUGUUUGAGGUCUCAGUAGGGAAGGCUAUAGUUCCGUCAAGAAGGAGAGAUGACGCAGUGGUGCUCACAGGCCACGCCAAGGUGGCGUCUGCUGCCCUCGCACAGACCUUCCAGGAGAAUCUAGGGUUAGGGUUUACCGGGUGUGACCCGGGGCGGAGCAGCAGUUUAGACGCGUGCUCAGCAGAGGAGGUGCUGGAUUGUCCCGCGGUGCGGUGCGUGUAUCUGGGGAAGGUGGUGGAUGACAUGUUCGCCCUGCUGGUGGAUCCCAGGAGGCACACGUGCAACAGCAUGCUGGUGAGGUUCUUCCACGCUCACGGGGCUGUGCGGCAGCUGUUUGAGUCUGUGCGGUGGGUGGUAAGGGCCAUGUGGGCUGAGCAGGAGAGGCAGGUGAAGCAGCGGGAGGAGGAGGGGGAGAAGGGGGAGAGGGAGGUGGUUCAGAUGGAAACUGAUGGGGGGAAGGAUGCAGCGACUGCAGCUGGAGGGGCGGCAGCAGGGACAGCAGGUGGGGAGAGCAAGAGCGCAGGUGACAGCUCCAAGGACGGGGGCGACAAGGGCAUGGGCGCACAGGAACCGGUUUCCCUCUCACUCCCUUCCUGGCUGCAUUCUCCCCUCCAGAGCUAUUUCCGUCUGCUGGACUGUCUCACCAACCCGCACCUCCUCCUCGCCCCCUCCUCCACCAGCGUCUUCCUCACCCACCAGCUCUCCCGAUCAGUAGAACCCGCCCCAGCUAAGCCUGAGGACUUUCUCAGAGCCAUGCAGGAGCAGGUGCUAUCUGUCAUGCUGGACGUGUGGUCGCACCCCCUGUUCUCCCAGUCCGGUCUGUCGCUGAUCUCCCCGGUGGUUACCAUGCUCACCCGCGUCCUUCAGGGGUUGAGUGAGACGGCACCACCAGGAGCAAGUUCUGCUGCUGCUGCUGGUGCAGGAGCCGGGGGUGCGGCGGGUGCAGGGGCAGGGGCAGGCGGAGCAGCAGCAGCAGGGGCAGGUGCAGGGGCGGGUGUGGAUGGGGCGACCGGCACAGGGAGGCAGGGGGGAGCAGCGGCAUCCGCAGCUGCUCUGGCUGCUGCAGUACUGGGAGGCCGCAUGCCCCCUAGAGCUGUACCGACCCCUAUAGAUGAGACUCUGGUGGAAAUGAUAGUGGAAAUGGGAUUCCCUAGGGAGAGGGCAGAGGAGGCGUUAAGGCAGGUGGGCAACAAUGUGGAGCUGGCUAUGGAGUGGCUCAUCAGCCACGUCCCAGAAGAGCCUCCCUCGGAAGAAGACGAACUCGCCCGCGCGCUCGCCUUAUCUCUUUCUGGUGCGGAUGGCGAUGCUGGCGGUGGUCCUAGCACUCCUGGUGCUCCUAGCGCUGCUGGUGAGCAGGCUGGAAAGGAGGGGGAGGAGAAGGGGAAGGGGAAAGUGAAGGAAGAGGAGGAGGAGAAGGAGAAGGAAGCGGAGGGGCGGAAGGAGGUGCGUGUGGAGGAGAUGCUGGGGACAGUGGCGAGGGUGUUGAGAGACGCGGGGGAAGGAGCGGUGUUUCCCAUGACCGACCUGCUGCUCGCUCUCUGCAGGCGGAACGCAGGCAAGGAUAGGGGAGCGGUGGUGGCGUUCCUGGUGGGGCAGCUGAAAGACUCUCACGGGCAGCUGAAAGAAUCCCAGAGCGGCAUCGGGAGCGGGAAGGGUGAGAGCACAGCAGGGAGGCCAGAGAAAGAGGAGGAAAAGGCUGGUGUGCGGUGCGUGCAGCCCUUGCAGUCCGCCUUGGCUCACUGCCUGGCCGUGCUCCUCUCAGAGGACCUUCCCAGUGCAGACCUAGCGUCCAAGGAGGGCCUCCCUGCCGUCGCCCUCGACAUGCUCUCGGCAUACGUCUCCUCCGUCUGCCCCGACUACCACCCCCCGGCGCUGCCCCUCGCUGUGCUCGCCUCGCCUCCCAGCAAGAGCAGGCCGCAGCAUGGCAGUGGGGGGUUGUCAGGUCAGCGGGCAGAGGCAGGGGCAGCAGGGGGCGAGGGGCUGGGAGAGGUGCCCAAGUGGGUGCCGUCGCUGUUCCUUGUGCUCGACUCGCUUGUUCAAUGGAAGGUGCCGGGGACUGCUGCCCGGGAUGUGGCAGGCGCAGCAGCAGCAGCAGGCAGAGGAGGAGGAGGCGGAGGGGCAGCAGCAGCAGCAGCAGGUGCUCCUGUGUCUUUUGCGUCUGUCCUGGCAGCUGGGGCAGCAGAGGAAGCUACUCCUGCUGCUGCUGGUACACCCGAGGCUCCAUUUGGGGCAGGCGUAUCUGCCGCCCGUGCAGGCAGCAAGGGCAAAGCCGCAGCGGAGUCAGGCGGGGAGGACGUGGAGGACCGGUUCACGGAGAUCGCGGGCCUUUCCACCGGGUACCUCACCGACGACGAGAAAGCCCGCGCCAUGGCCCUCGUCUGCCCCCUCCUGCGCCGCACUCCCCCGCCAUCCCUUUGCCAGGCCCUGCUCCACCUCGCAUCCCGCCUCUCCCGGUCCCACCCCGUUGCCCUCCUCUUUCUAGACCAGGGUGGGGUGGCGUCGCUCCUCGCGCUCCCGUUCUCCUCGCUCUUCCAGGGGUUUGAGAGCCUGGUGUCUGCGGUGGUGCGCCACGUGCUAGAGGACCCUUUCACGCUGCUACAUGCAAUGGAGGCAGAGAUCAGGCAUAGCCUCACCACGCUGUCGGGGCAGCAGGGCGGGCGGGUGUCCCCGCGCAUGUUUCUGAGCUCCAUGAGCGCGCUGAUUUCCCGGGAUCCGGCCGCUUUUCUGCAGGCCGUUGGGAAUGUGUGUGAGGUGGAGACCGUUGGGGGGCGGCAGGUGGUUGUUUUGAAAAAGGAGAAGGAGAAGGAGAAGGAGAGGGAGAGGAAGGAGAGGGAGGAGAAGGAGAAGGGGAAGGAACGAGAGAAAGGGAAGGAGAAGGGGACGGGGGAGAGGGGGCAGCGAGCAGAGGCAGCGCCAGAAGCAGCAGCAACGGCAGCAACAGGGCAGCCAAGCACCUCUGAUGUAUCUCGAGCUUCAGGUCAUGCCACUCAUCACCAUUCCUCACCGCUUUCAACCCCUCCGCAAACCUCUCCUCCCCCUCAUCCCCCCUCAGGGCCCUACAGCAAGUCAGCAGACGGUAAGGUGCUGACGUGGGUGUCCAAGUCAGGCAGGGUGCGCAGGGUGCCCUGGAGCUUCGCCUCUGUGGUUGACCAGCUCCUGAACUACCUGCAGCAGUUCCCGCCGCCUGAAAACGCACCUGAAAAGGCACCUGGGGAGGUGUUCGAGGGGCUUGGUGUGGCUGCGAUGGAUGUUGGGAGUGGGGGUGGGGUUGGGGGGGAUGGCGCCAGUGCAGGUGGUCCUGGAGAGGAAGCAAUGGAUGUGGACGCAGAGGGCGCUGAGAAGAAGGCAGGGGAGGAGGACAAGGAGACGGCAAAGCAGCAGGAGUUAGAGAAGGAGAAGGCAGAGCUUGCUAUCUCGCGCACCACGCUGGUGCUGCGGCUGCUGACCGAGAUCCUGCUGGCCUAUUCUGCUGCCAGCACGCUCGUGCUCCGACGAGACGCUGAGACUGCUGCCGCUGCUGCUGCAGGUGCUUCAGCAGCAGCAGUUGGUGCAGGUUCGGGUGCAGGUGCAGCAGCAGCAGGGACUAGCACACCGCAGCAGCACAAAGGAACAGGAUCUCGCGCGCACAAGCACACUCCAGAUAAGCACAGCUCCCACCACCAUUACCAGCAGCAGCAGCACCAGCUGCACCCUUCACCAGGGAAGCCUGACUCUGCAGCAGGCUCAUCAGGAGCAGGCGCAUCGGCAUUGGCAUCCAGAGGGGGUAUCGUGCACCACGUGCUGCAUGAGCUGCUGCCGCACCUCAGUGACAAACCCACCCCCACAGCAGGAAACACUGCCAGUGCGGCAGCAGGGCAAGCUGCCACCCACCCCGGGCACCACCGGCUGGGCACGCAGGCGUCCGCGUUCCUCAUUGCACUCUGCGUGCGGUCCGGGGAGGGCCGGCGCCGCGUGCUGUCUGAGAUCUCCAAGUCGCUGAGCCGCUUCGGCAGGGGUGAGGGGGGGAAGGCAGAGCAGGUGGGGCAGCAGCAGGAGAAGGCUGGAGUAGCCUCAGCUGGAGCAGCGGCGGCAGCAGGCGUGGUAGGGGGGGCUGGAGGGGAAGGUGGGGCCGCAGGAGCUUCUGGAGUUAAAGCAGCAGUUGCUGCUGCGAAGCUCCAAGUGCCCAACAAGCAGGUGAGGUCGUUCCUUGACCUCAUGAACGCCCUGCUCUCCACCCACUCGGCCACUGGGAACAAUCCACCUGGCGGCCCGGGCAGCUCGGCUCAGAGCUCUGCCUUUGCUGCAGAGAUGGCCAAGACGGCCCUUGAAGUGGGCAUGCUGCCAAACCUCUUGGAGACUCUGAGUGUAAUAGACCUAAACCACCCCGAGUCCCCGAAGCUGGUGAAUUCGAUUCUCAGGGCUCUAGAGGUGCUCACCCGAGCCUCAGCUUCGGAAACUCAUGCCGAGCCUGGGAGAGGUCCGGCAGCAGGCCAGCCGCCUUCGGUGGCUGCAUCGCAGGGAACCCGGGCUGGAGGUUCGGGAAGGCAGGAAGGAGGUUCGGCAGGGGCUGGAGGGGUGCCGAGCCAAGCAGCAGCAGAAGGGGGGGCAGCAGGGGCGGAUACAGGUGUGGAUAGGGGCGAAGCACGAGGGGCAGGUGGCACGGAUACUGCCAUGGGGGAUGCUGGUGGGGAGGGAGGGAGAGUAACGGCUGCUGGAGGCAGAGAGGCGGGAACCGACGCCCCGAGCGAAAGGGUGCAAGUGGGGGAUCAAGAGGGGAGGCAGGAGGGGAGCCUGGAUGGAGGGGAGGAGGCGGGAGCAGCAGGGGCAGGAGGGAGAAGGGCGAUGGAGCAGGACGAGAGGCAUGGGGGGGAGGAGGAGGAGGAGGAGGGGGGGAUGGCGCAUGAGGCAGAGGCGAUCAUGAGGAGGAUUAGGUUUCAGAUCAGAGAUUUUGAUAGGAUGGGGGAGGAUGGGGAGGAUGGGGAGGAGGAUGACGAUGGGGAUAUGGAGGGAGAGGAGGACGGGGAGGAGGAUGAGGAUGAGGAUGAGGACGGGGAGGAGGAUGAGGAGGAGGAGGAGGGGAUGGAGGAGGGGAUGGAGGAGGAGGACGAGGAUAUAGAGGAGGAAGAGGAAGACGAGGAGGAUGAUGAGGAGGAGGAGGAGGAGGAGGAGGAGGAGGAGGAGGACGACGACGACGACGAGGAGCAUGGGCAUGGGCUUGGAGGGGAGGACAACGGGCAUCUGCCCCCAGACGUCCUGGUGGAUGACAUGGACGAGCACGAGGCGGCAGCAGCACGCGCCAUGCGGCAUGACUUGGAGCGUGAGUUGGCCGAGGAAGAGGAGGAGGAGGACGAGGAGGGGGAUGAGGAUGACGACAUGGACGAGGACGAGGAGGAGCCAGACGACGAGGACCUAGAGGACUGGGAGGACGGGGCGCGGUUCAUCGAGGUGAGGUGGCGUGACGACGUCACGGGAGCCAACCAUGUGCACUUGCUCACAGGGGGGGCGGAUGUGGCUGGGCUAAUGGACCUGCCAGGGUUUAUGCAGAGGGAUGUGUUGAACGACCCCCUGUAUGCCGACAUGAAUGAGCCGGUGUGGGGGUGGGGCCGGCACCUGGCGAGCCAUCAGCGCAGAGCGGCAGUCAGAAGCACGCUGCAGAGCCAGCAGCAGCUGUUGCAGCAGCAGGGGCAGGGGCAGGGGCAGGGGCAACUAGCGCGGACAGGCGCGGGCCCGCUGCACGUGCACCCUCUCUUGGCCCGCCCAUUCGCCCCUGGUGCGGCACCAGACCCAGCGUCUGCUUCCGCAUCCGCGUCUGCUCAUGCAGCGGCGGCGCCUGGGUCGCACCUGUUAAACCUGCUGGCAGGGAUGCGGGGCAUGGUGGGGGGCGCAGGGGGGCCAGGCGGCGGGAUGGAGCUAGACGCUGCUUUUGCCAGGGAGGUGGCGUCGCUCAUGAUGGCAUAUGAGAACCCGUUUCUAGAGGACAUGCUGCAGGCCAGGGGGCUGCUGGAUCCCAGAGCCAUGGGCGGCAUGGGGGUGGGGCAUCCGUCGGCGGUGGAGUUUGACCCAGGGAGAGCGAGGGCGAUGGGGGUGAGUGGGCUGGGGCCCCUGGUGGGGGGCGCGGCGGGGCGAGGGGAGUUUGGAAGGGCGAAUCGAUGGACGGAUGAUGGGUUACCGCAGCCGGCAGGCACGGGCGCUGCUGUUGCCCAGGCGCUGGAGAGUGCCUUCCUGCGGUCCAUGCAGGGGGGGCGAGACGCAGGGCGAGGGGGCGGGAGAGAGGGAGGAGAAACAGGGGCGCGGGGAGGUGGAAGUGGGGGGCGGAAUGGGGAGAGGCAGCAGGGGAGGGCGGUAGGAGGAGGAGGAGAACAACAGCGACAGGGGGAGAGGCAGGAGCAGCAGCAGAUGGAGCAGCAGGGGGAGCUGGAGAGGGAGCAGGAGAGGGAGGCGAGGCAGGAAGGCAGUGGAGGGGCCACGGGGGCAGGAGGGAGUGGGGGAGGUGCAGGUGCAGCAGAGGGUGGGGCGGGAGGAGCAGCAGGAGAAGCCGCAGCAACUGCAGGAGCAGAAGCAGCAGGAGCAGGAGAAGUAACAGGAGAGCAGGCAGGUGCAGACAGCGUUCAAAUUGGCACUGGGGCAGAAGCACAAGCACAUGUGGAAACAGAAAUAGAAGCAGAAGCCACAGAGGCCGGAGCAGGUCGGGAUGGAGGGGGGGAGGGGGGAGAAGAGGGCCGGGCAGCAGGAGAUGCGCAGAUGGGCGAGAGAGGGAGUGAGAGGGAGGUGGAAGCAGAAGUGGAAGUGGCGAGUCAGGGCAGCGGGGGAAGUGGGUUCACGGCAGGUGAGAGCCUGCGGAGUCUCGAGGUUGAGGUAGGUAGCAUCGACAGCCAUGAUGACAUGCUGCUGCUCGGUGCCACUGCUGGUGCUGCUCCUGCUGCCGCCGCCGCCUCCGCCGCUGCUGCUGCUACAGCUGUGGCUGUUCCUGCAGCUGUAGCGGCUACAGCAGCUGCUCCAACUGUGCCAGGCUUAGAUGGAGAGGUGGCGCCAGCUGCAGCAGCUGGUGCAGAACAGGAGGGCACAGCACCACAAGCACCAGCAGUUGAAGCAGCAGUAACAGCUGAAGGUACGGGAGGAGGUGCAGCAUUAGAUGCAGUGGAGAUGACAGGCAUGGAAGUGGGAGGGGCUCAGGAGGAGCAGGUCACAGCUGGUGAGGGGGUGCCAGCGCCCUCCCCUGCUGCUGCUGCUGGUGAAGAUGCAGCAGCAGCAGCAGCAGCAGCAGCAGCAGCAGCAGCAGGUGGAGCUGCAGCAGUGUCUGAAGGCGAAGGUGAGGAUCCUUCUGCUCCUUCUGCCGGCACGGCCUCCGGUCCUGCUGCCACCGCUGCCUCUGCUCCCACUGCCCCGGCCACCACUGCUGACGCUGCACCUGCCGCUCCUGUCUCAGCCGCAGCUGAUGCUUCAGGUGGAGCUUCAGGUGGGGCUUCAGGUGCGCCAGGUGCUUCGGGUGGUGCUGCAGCAGAGGAAGAGGACUUGCCUGAGAUUGAUCCUACGUUCCUGGAGGCUCUACCAGAGGAUCUGAGGGCGGAGGUGCUGGCGUCCUUCCAGGUGGAGCGGGCUGCCAGGCAGGCCCGGCAGAGACGCGCGCAGCAGCAAGCAGCGCAGUCGCAGGGACAGGCGCAGGGGGGGCAAGGUGCUGCGGGGGGUGCAGGAGCAGGGGGGGCAGCGGGAGCAGGACCAGCAGGAGGCGCAGGGGGGGCAAGCGGAGCAGGGGGAGCGGGGGGGGCAGGGGGAGCAGGGGGGAUGGCAGCAGGGGCGGGGUUGGGAGGGGAGGACGCAGGGGAGUUGGACCCGGAGUUCCUGGCGGCGCUGCCGCCGGACAUCCAGGCGGAGGUGCUGGCGCAGCAGCAGGCGCAGCGCAUGAUGGCCGCUGCUGCUGCUGCAGGAACGGAUGGGCAUCCCGUGGACAUGGACAGCGCGUCCAUCAUCGCCACCUUCCCUGCCGAGCUCAGAGCAGAGGUCCUUCUGACCUCAUCGGAGGCAGUGCUAGCGUCCCUCCCCCCUGCUCUCCUGGCGGAAGCCCAGCUAUUGAGGGAGCGGGCGAUGCAGCAGUACAGUGCGCGGCACCAGCAGCACCACCACCCCACGCACCCGCACCACCACCCCACCAUGUUCGGAGGGCCCAUCCGCCGCUCCCCCGCUGUCGCGGGCGGCACCACCGCCCACCGCCGCCCCCCGCACCCGUUUGCUGUAGCUGGGGGGGAGGGGGGGGUGGGAGAUGGGUUUAGAGGGUUUAAUGGGGUGGGGGUGGGGAGGAGGGAGAGGGAGGGGGCGGGGUCAGGGGCAGGAACAGGGGGAGGGAGAGGGAUUGGGGAAGCGGGGGAGGAGGAGAAGGCGCCUGUGGUGGAUGAGAGGGCGCUCAAGGCGCUCAUUCGCCUGCUGCGCAUCUCCCAGCCCCUGCAGAAGGCUCUUCUUCCUCGCCUGCUGGCCAAUCUGGCAUCGCACCCCGCCACCCGCGCAGCCCUCGUGCGCAUCCUGCUGGACCUCCUGCGACCAGAUUCGGAUCCGACGGACCAGCAACCAACGGGGCAGCAUCCAACGGUCCAGAUUGCUGUGGUCAUGGAGGGUGCUGCUUCUGGCGCCCAACCUGCAGCUGACGGCGCUCCUCCUCACCAGCUCUACUGCUGCCAGUCCAAUGUGGUCUACGCGCGGCCCCAGCGACCCAACAGCAUCCCUCCCCUUGUGUCCCGCCGCGUGCUCGAGCUUCUAGUCUACCUCUCCCGCCAUUCCCUCGCUGCCACGCGCCUGCUGCUGCUCUUCCCUGACGCGCUCACCCCCAUGGCGCAGCAGCAGAGCGAGAGGGAAGAGAGGGAGAAGGAGCAGGAGAAGGAGCGGGAGCAGCGGAAGGGCAAAGCUAAGAUCACUGAAGUAUCAGAAGAGGCAGCAGGAGGGGCGGCAGCAGCGGGGGAUAUGUUAGAGGAGGGAGUUGUUGUGGGCAGGGGAGUGAAGGAUAAGAGAAGAGAAGGCAAGGAAGGGGAGGAGGAGGAGGGGGAGGUGGAGGAAGGGGAGGUGCCGUUUGUGCUGAUGCUGCACUUGUUGAGGCAGCCUCUCUACCUGCGCAGCUCGCCCCACUUGGAACAGCUGCUAGGGCUCAUGGAGGUUGUAGCGCGGGCAGCUGCAGAGGAGGCUCUUUCUGCCGCUGCCACUGCUGCUGACAUGGCUAGGGCCGCCGCUGACACGGCUAGGGCUGCCACUGACACGGCUAGGGCUACUGCUGCCACCACUGCUGCUGCCACUGCUGCCGUUGCUACUGCUGCUGCUAGACUCGAGGGGCAACUAGCAGGAGAAACGCCAGCAGCAAGUGCGCCAGAGGCAGCUGCACCUGCUGCUGCAACAGCAGGUGCAGCAGCAGCAGUAGGGACAGGAUUGACAGGAGGAGCUGACGCGGGUGCUGCCACACCUGCUACCGAGGCAGCAGCUGCGGCUGCAGGCCCUGCCGAGGCAGCGACGGAGGCUCGGAUGGAAAGCGAUUCAGGUCCGGGGACUGCCGAGGCUGAACCCGCAAGCAGAGACGUGGAGAUGGGAGAGGGGGAGAGAGAGGAGGGAGCGGACGGAGGAAGGGAAAGGGAGUGGCAGGCAGGACAGGAGGGGCAGGAGCAGGAGAGACAGGAGGUAGGGGAAGCCCGGGAAGGAGCUCCAGCUGAACAGACUGCAGCAGCAGCAGCAGCAACAGCUGAUGCUGCCGCUGCUUCUGCUGCUCUUCCUGCUGCUGGUGGAACAGAAAUCGCCACUGCACCAUCGACUGACACCAUUUCUGCCCCAUCUUCCGCCCUCGCCGCCCCUCCCACCUCCGCCACUCAACCCCCUCCUCCCCCGGUGCCCUUCCCAGUGGCUAUCUUCCUCCGAAUCCCCUCUCCUGACCUCUGCAUCCUCUCCCAGCUCCUCGCCCACGAGGGCCUCUCGGACGCCUCCUACUCGCGAACUGUUUCCGUGCUGCGCCUUGUCACCUCCGUGGUCCCCAGGUACCGUGAAUUGUUCAUUGCUGACCUGGCAGAGGCGGCGCGCCAGCUCAGCACGCCGGCCACGCGGGAGCUGCUGGAAGUGGUGGAGGGGGCGGAUGGAGGGGAGGGUGAGGGAGGUGAGGAAGAGGAGAAAGCAGCAGCAGCAGCAGCAGCCGAGAGUGGGAGAGAGACUAUGGAGGGGCAGGAAGUAGAAGCAACAGCAGCAGCAGCAGCAGCAGCAACAACCCAAACACCAGCAGCAGCACCAUCAGCACUAGCGGGUGUGGCUGGCAAGCCAUGGGGCUUAACCAGAGCAGGAGCAGCCACUCUCCGCGUGCUCAAGACCCUCACGUCUCUCCUCUCACAGCCAGCCUCCUCCCUCCCUCCCGCCUGGGACCGUGACUCCCCCUCAGCCCCGGCGACAGAGGCGGAGUGCCAGGCAGUGGUUGCCCACCUCGUUGCAUCCCUAUACCCCCUCUGGCAGGUGCUAUCCGAGUGCUGUGCCAAGCUGGAGGCUCGGUACAAGAACCACCCUGCGCUCUCCGCCUCGUCUGCCUCGGCCGGACCUGCAGGUUCGGCGGUGGAUGGCACAGGAGGUGUGGGGGGAGGGGCGGCGGGAGGGGCGGUGCCACCGCUGCCGUCAGCAGCGCAGCAGCUGCUGCCGUUUGUGGAGUCGUUCUUUGUGCUUUGUGAUAAAACCAGUGGCAAGGGGAAGGGGGUGGCUUCUGCUGGGGGGCCUGCUGCUGCUGAUGCUGGUGCUGCUGCUGCUGCUGCUGCUGCUGCUGGCACCAGUGCAGUGUCAGCAGCAGCACUAGCAACACCAGUACCAGCAGCAGAGACUGCUGCCCAACCAAGCUCAAGCCAAUCCGUCACUCCAUCCGUGUCAGUCGAACCCCUCCCCACUGCUGCCACCACCACAGCCACCAUCACAACACCAGCACCAGCAGCAGGCAUCCCCUCCUCCUCCUCCACCCCAUCCUCCUCCUCCCCUUCCUCCGCUCUCCUGCGCUUCACGGAGCGCCACCGCCGCCUGCUCAACGCUUUUGUGCGCGGCAACCCUGGCUUGCUAGAGCGCUCCUUUGCCCUGCUGCUCAAGUCGCCGUGGCUGCUGGACUUUGACAACAAGCGUGCCUACUUCCGGUCCAGGAUGCGGCACCUGCAUGAGCAACCGCACUACGGCACGCUCAGGAUCACAGUCAGACGGCCGUAUAUACUGGAAGACUCGUACAACCAGCUGCGCAUGCGCACAGCAGAGGAGCUAAGGGGCCGCCUGAACGUGCACUUCCAGGGCGAGGAGGGCAUCGAUGCAGGCGGUCUCACGAGGGAGUGGUAUCAGCAGCUGUCGCGCGUGGUGUUUGACAAGGGCGCGCUGCUCUUCACCACUGUGGGCAACGACACGUCCUUCCAGCCCAAUCCCAACUCCGUGCUGCAGCCGGGGCACCUCUCCUACUUCAAGUUUGUUGGCCGCGUGGUGGCCAAGGCCCUGUACGAUGGUCAACUGCUAGACGUGCAUUUCACGCGCUCCUUCUACAAGCACAUCUUGGGCGUGAAGGUCACUUUCCACGACAUAGAGGCCAUCGACCCCGACUACUACAAGAACCUGCAGUGGAUGCUCGAGAACGACAUCUCUGAUAUCCUGGACCUCACGUUCAGCAUGGACGCGGAUGAGGAGAAGCGCAUUCUGUACGAGCGCACUGAGGUGACAGACCAUGAGCUCAUCCCAGGAGGCCGCAACAUCCGGGUGACGGAGGAGAACAAGCACGAGUAUGUGGACGCCGUGGCCGAUUACCGCAUGACAGCCGCCAUCCGGCCGCAGAUAGCCGCCUUCAUGGAGGGGUUCAACGAGCUCAUUCCCAAGGACCUGGUCGCCAUGUUCAACGACAAGGAGCUGGAGCUGCUGAUAUCCGGCCUGCCUGAGAUCGACAUCGACGACCUGCGCAGCAACACGGACUACACGGGGUACACGGCGGGGUCCCCCCAGGUGCAGUGGUUCUGGGACGUGGUGGCGCACCUCUCCAAGGAGGACCGAGCAAGGCUGCUGCAGUUUGUAACGGGCACAUCUAAGGUUCCUUUGGAGGGCUUUAAGGCGCUGCAGGGCCUGUCCGGGCAGCAGCGGUUCCAGAUCCACAAGGCGUAUGGCGACAACAAGAGGCUGCCCUCUGCCCACACAUGCUUCAACCAAUUGGAUUUACCUGAGUACGGGUCCAAGGAACAGCUGCGGGAUCGGCUUCUCUUGGCCAUUCACGAAGCCAGUGAGGGCUUCGGCUUCGGUUGAUGUAGCCCCCGGUGGAUGGAUUUGUUGAAGUCGUCUCACCACUGUACGCCAUUGUGCGCGUAUGGAUGUACAUUGCAAUGAUAGCAUUGGUGACACUGCUUGCAUGGUAGUGCUGAGUACUUUCAUGAUAAAUUGUUUUGUGAUUCUUGCAGCUGAUUGUAAGUAUUUUUCCGUAGUUUUGUGAGAUCAUGCAGAUUGAACGGUGA
This is a messenger RNA of Closterium sp. NIES-67, 18853 nucleotides long. Lineage: Eukaryota; Viridiplantae; Streptophyta; Zygnematophyceae; Desmidiales; Closteriaceae. The record is from the annotation of a GenBank genome assembly.